This is a messenger RNA of Tetrapisispora phaffii CBS 4417, 963 nucleotides long. RefSeq names its product SAM complex subunit SAM37 (gene SAM37). Gene Ontology annotation, cellular component: SAM complex. The transcript has a single exon. The record is from RefSeq and is a predicted model, not a curated record. Lineage: Eukaryota; Fungi; Ascomycota; Saccharomycetes; Saccharomycetales; Saccharomycetaceae. The coding region runs from base 1 to 963 and encodes 320 amino acids.
AUGUACGAGUUUCAUUUAUGGGGUUCUGGGAAUCGUGCCUCGGUUUUAUCUGCUGAGAGCAUUGCUUUACAAUGGCUGUUAUGUCACUAUCUGAAUGAUACAGACAUUGAAUUUACCAUUGUGUAUUCCAAUAAUGCGGAUAAUUCGCCCACUAGGGAGUUGCCAUUGAUGGUAGAUCUGUCUAGUGGCCAAAAGACUGCCUCCUAUAGAGAUAUAUCGAAACGGUUGGUAUCGUUGAGGGGUGGAAACGAAAAACAGACGUUGCUGCAAGAAGCUUUGCUCCAGUACGUUAUUUCUGAUGUCAAUAAGUUGACAGAGUACCAAUUGUAUGUGAACAAACGCAACUUUGAAGAACUGACGAGAAACCUGUAUUCACAGUUAUUGUACUGGCCAUUGUGGAACAUUGUACCCUCUCAGAAACGUAAUGAAGUUAUGUUAAGAAUCGAGAACUGGAUCGGUGAUGUGCCUGAUGGAAACGGGGAGAUAUCGACUUACGAGGAUGUCACAAUUGAAGAGGUGGAUGCAAAACAGAGCGAGGCGGUGGAGAACAUGGCUCAGUCCAAGACGUUUGCCAUUAAGAAUGCGGCUGCCAGAAAACAGAGAGAAGAGUUACAAAACAUCAAACACAAUGCAACGUUCCUCUACAGAGUUAAUGCUGUCUACAAGAAAUACACAGAAAUCAGUUCGCAACUGAAAAACAGUGACAGCAUGCAUACCUCCGUGGUAAAACUACUGUUUUUGGCAAAUGUGUUCAUCUGGUCCCAACUUCCCAACUAUAAAGAGAUCAAAACACAUCUUUUAAAAGACGUCGACGUAGACAAGAACGAGUAUGAGAAAUUAUUUGACAAAAUAGAAUCAUUGAACUCAGGAACCAAAUCCGGUAUCACUAUAAGAAAACCAUACUUUAAAGAACAAUGCAAUAUUAUUAUGACUUUAUACAAUUAUAUAGCAAGCUACAUAUGA